Oncorhynchus keta (chum salmon) is the source of this 1050-nucleotide messenger RNA. It is a transcript of the gene igfbp1a, whose product is annotated as insulin-like growth factor binding protein 1a. Bases 147 to 953 code for a protein of 268 amino acids. Lineage: Eukaryota; Metazoa; Chordata; Actinopteri; Salmoniformes; Salmonidae. Gene Ontology annotation, molecular function: insulin-like growth factor II binding; insulin-like growth factor I binding. Gene Ontology annotation, cellular component: extracellular region. The record is from RefSeq and is a predicted model, not a curated record. Gene Ontology annotation, biological process: regulation of insulin-like growth factor receptor signaling pathway. The transcript has 4 exons.
GUAUAAAUAAGGCUGCGCGCAACGAGUAGUCAUUUUUCCAAAAUCAAAGGAAAGAAACUAAGGAACAGGAACGAAUCGUGUUUUUUCUAACUCUUCUUACCUUUGAUAAACUACUAUUCUUCCUUAUUCCAGUCUCUCCUUAUACCAUGAGUGGAUUAUUUCACAGAAAUUUAUUGGUGGCAGCAGCGGUAUGCUGCUCUGUGCUGGUCCGGUCUGUCCUGGGGUCCCCGGUGUUAGCGCAAGAGCCGAUCCGAUGCGCCCCGUGCUCACCGGAGAAGCUGAGCGAGUGUCCAGCGGUGGCGCCCGGCUGUGCGGAGGUUCUGCGGGAGCCUGGUUGUGGAUGCUGCCUCGCUUGCGCCCUGAAGACGGGGGAUCUGUGCGGAAUCUACACGGCGCCAUGCGGGUCCGGACUGAGGUGCACCCCGAGACCCGGCGACCUCCGGCCGCUGCACUCCCUCACUCGCGGCCAGGCUGUGUGCACUGAGAUCCCCGAGCCCGAAAGCAGCUCUGUGUCCCAAAACCCCGACCAAGGAGCGGCGGACAAUGCCGAGACAGAGAACACUGCCAUGGUAUCAGACUCCGGCUCCAGCCUCUAUCUCCACGGCCACAGCAAGCCCUUCGAUCCCCGGGCCGCCGCGGACGCGCUGGAGAGCAUGAAAGCCAAAGUUAACGCAAUCCGAAAGAAAUUGGUGGAGCAGGGUCCCUGUCAUGUGGAGUUACAGAGAGCUCUGGAGAAGAUCGCUAAGUCACAACAGAAGCUCGGAGACAAACUCAUCAGGUUCUAUCUGCCAAACUGUGACAAACACGGAUUCUACAAAGCCAAACAGUGUGAGUCAUCUCUUGAUGGACAGAAAGGCAGGUGUUGGUGUGUGUCCUUCUGGAAUGGAAAGAAGAUUCUGGGAUCCACUGAUCUGGAGGGAGAUGCUGAGUGCGCUUAUGAGAUCAACCACUGAUGCAGAACACACACACACACACACACACACACACACACACACACACACACACACACACACACACACACACACACACACACACACACACUAAACCACU